Solanum tuberosum (potato) is the source of this 534-nucleotide messenger RNA. Its product is annotated as inactive protein RESTRICTED TEV MOVEMENT 1-like. The transcript has 2 exons. NCBI's taxonomy places the organism in Eukaryota, Viridiplantae, Streptophyta, Magnoliopsida, Solanales, Solanaceae. The record is from RefSeq and is a predicted model, not a curated record. The coding region runs from base 1 to 534 and encodes 177 amino acids.
AUGAAUAACCAAAUUGAUAUGAUAAAAUAUGGUGUAAAGAAGGAAGGGACUGUUUGGGAUGAAAAGGGAAAAAGUGAAAUAGCAAAGAUUUUUAUUUACAGCGGUGCUGAGUCCUAUUUUGUUAAUUCACUUCAAUUCUUGUUCGUUGUGGAUGGCCAAUUUGUUUUGUCUCGAUUACAUGGAGCUGACUACAACUAUUCUUGGAAUACAAACUUUAGUACAAUUGUGUUGGAUUAUCCAUCUGAAUUUCUUACUGGGAUACAAGGUACGUAUUAUUCUAAUGGGUUGAGAUCGAUAAAAUUUAUGACGAACAAAGGUCUUUAUGGACCCUAUGGCAGCGAUAGGAUCAGUCCAAAAGUCCAGUUCGAAGAGUUCAUUGUUCAUCUUGGAGAUGAUCGUUCUUUUGGUGGAUUUCAUGGCACCAAAAAAAAGACGCAUAUUGAGAGUAUUGGAAUCUAUAUGAAGCCUGUCACAUCCUCCAUGAUAACAAAUUCUUCAGUAUUGACAAAGUCCAAAAGACCAAAAAGAAAAUAA